Messenger RNA from Pipra filicauda (Wire-tailed manakin), 2174 nucleotides. RefSeq names its product elongator acetyltransferase complex subunit 6 (gene ELP6). Gene Ontology annotation, cellular component: elongator holoenzyme complex. The transcript has 7 exons. Gene Ontology annotation, biological process: tRNA wobble uridine modification. The record is from RefSeq and is a predicted model, not a curated record. Lineage: Eukaryota; Metazoa; Chordata; Aves; Passeriformes; Pipridae. The coding region runs from base 1 to 837 and encodes 278 amino acids.
AUGACUGCUGAGCAGGCACCUUGUCCCCCAGGAGCAGUUUGUGCCCUCACCUUCCUCUGUUCAGUGGUUGUGCUGCCUCUCUUGCAGGGUAGGUUGACGCUGCUGCGGGACAGCCGGACGGACGGCAGCUUCCUGGUGCACCAUUUCCUGUCCUUCUACCUGCGAGCUGGCUGCAAGGUUUGCUUCGUGGCCCUGCUCCAGUCCUUCAGUCACUACAGCAUCGUGGCACAGAAGCUGGGAGUCAGUCUGACAGCUGCCAAGGAGCGGGGGCAGCUGGUCUUCCUGGAAGGCCUCAAGUCCUGCCUUGACCUCGUGUUUGGGGAGGAGGAGGAGCAGCCAGGGCAGCCCAGUCCUCUGCUGUUCCUGAGUGGGAGCCCCUCCGACCUGCGGGCCCUGUUCGACUUCGUGCGCGUGUCCCUGAGUGCCCCGGGCAGCGAGGCCUGCGCGGGCCCCGUGCUGCUGCUGGAUGACCUGAGUGUGCUGCUGGGCCUGGGGGCCUCGCCCGUGGCCCUGCUGGACUUCAUCCACUACUGCCGGGCCCUCGUGUGCUGCCAGCUGAAGGGGAACGUCGUGGUGCUGGUUCACAGCAGGGAGGACUCGGAGGACGAGGAGAACGAACUGGUUGUGAACUCCCUGUGCCAUCACAGCGACCUGAUCCUGUGGGCAGAGGGACUGGCCACCGGCUUCUGCAAGGAUGUGCACGGGCAGCUGAAGAUAAUCCAGAGGGUGUCCCUGCAGCAGGCGGGGGAGCAGGAUCUCGUCCAGAUCUACCAGUACAAGAUCCAGGACCGCAAUGUCACCUUUUUCGCGAGGGGGCUGUCGGCUGCAGUCCUGUGAGGCUGUGACAGCGAGCCUGGGAAUGCCAGUCCCUGCCUCCAGCUAGCCUGGCAGCUCCACCAGCACCUUCCAGGAGCAGCACAGCAAUCUGACCCGGGAGGGAGGCUCAGACGCACCUGGAAGCGGUGCCAGCACGGGGAUCAGCCUGCCCACUGAUGCCACAUCCCUUUGUCCUCCCACCCGGUUCCCAAUGGGCUCAGGCCAAGAAGAGGAGCAAGAACGUGCAGGAAUGGCCCUCGGAGCCUGUGAACACAGGCGGGGGAUGCCCCGGGGGCUGGGUGUGCCUCACCUUUUCCGGUGUGUGCCAGGCGCUGGGAGCACUGGCACGGCAGGAGAUGACACAGCGGGCGGGGCAGGGAUGGCCUGGCAGCCUCUGCAGUGCUCUCCUUGUCCCAGCUCUGGCUGGGGGAGAGCUGCUCCACUCCAGCGUCCACACAGGGUGAAUCCACAGCUCGUGUGCAGCCCCUCACACUGCAGUGGGACCUGGGUGUUGCCUUCACUGGCUGAUCCCUUGGCUUCCCAAGCUCGUUCUUGGCUUUGGGGUUGGAUAAACCCCUGUCCGUGAGCCUCUGUCUCAGCCACUGCUUCCCCUUCCCAAAUCCUGACCAGCAGGUACAUGACCUGCCUGUACUGAAGCAUUUUUUUUUGGAUAAUAAUCCCUAAUUUUAAUGAGAUAAGGGUACAGUGAUGAAAUAACCACGGAUUUCUGUGUGAGAACCACUCCCCACCGGCUCCUUGGCAGAGGGCAGGAAUGGGCAUCUCCCAAGCCUGGAUGAGGAGAGGGCUGUGGGUCCCCUCCCUCCCCAUGGCCGGGAGGGCAAUCCCGGGAGCAGAGCUCAGGCCUGGAGGUCUCCCAGCAGAUGCUCAGCUGGGAUCUCCCAUUUAUCCUGGGAGAGAAACAACAUCCCACACGCUUGUGAGAGACAAGUGACCUGCCAGGUCCUUGCAGGUCCAGAGCUGGGUAACAGCUCCGGCAGUGGGACACGUUCCUGCAUUUUCCAUGGAGACUCAGUGACCCAUCCUGCUGCAGGUUUGGGAAUGGUCCCUUUGGCUUGAGUUUGGGAAGCCCUGGCUGAGUGAUGGCAGUCCAGGGAGGCUGAGCAGGCUCCGAGGAACCGGGGAGGGCAACCAGGCCCUGCAUGUGCUGUAGGAUCACAUGUGCUGUGGGUCUGUCCGUGCUCUGCCAUGGCAGUGGCAGUGCCAGGGCUGCUGCUGCCAGCCCAGCAUGGUGACAGGGCCCAGGGGACAGUCUGCAAAGGGAGGAGGAUGAGACAACCUGUGGUUCUUGGGGAAAGGAGCUGCUUAAAAUACACCUGUAAUGAGCAUAGAAUGGUACA